This is a messenger RNA of Plutella xylostella (diamondback moth), 2183 nucleotides long. Its product is annotated as tektin-4-like. Gene Ontology annotation, cellular component: microtubule cytoskeleton; nucleus. Lineage: Eukaryota; Metazoa; Arthropoda; Insecta; Lepidoptera; Plutellidae. Gene Ontology annotation, biological process: cilium assembly; cilium movement involved in cell motility. The record is from RefSeq and is a predicted model, not a curated record.
UCUUGUGGUUUCAAUAAACCCAUGUAAUCUAUAUCAAUAUAUAAUUCAUUAGUAAAUAAUGAGAUAUGGAUCAAUUUAGUUCGCACUCACCGGAACAGAUAAGUUUGUCGCACUGUAAUAAAAGCGUCCUUGGUUAUUGAUCAAAUUGUUGCCAUGACUCCAAGCAAAACAAAAUCAAUAAUUAUUGUUAGAUCAAUAGACACUGACUCUUUCUUACAAAUUACAAACCUUUCAGUCAGUACAACGAUAGCACGUAAUAUCUACGAAUUAAGCUCCCAAAAUGGCGAGAGCCCCAAACGGUGAUCUUUUAUCUUAUGGCAACAAGCGGCACGGCCUAUCAUCAGUCAGCCAAUGGCAUCUACACAACUGCAACGUACUUAAAGGAGAUAUCAUCGGAAUAACUGACGAAAAUACUUCGAGAACCAAAAACUGCAUCGUCAAAGUAAACCAAACAUCGUCCCAUGACUUCAAAGAUAGUACCGAUCAGUUGCAACAAAGAGCCAGACAUAUCAACUAUUGGAAAUCAGAAUUAGAACGAGCUAUAAGGGACAUAGAUGAAGAAAUAGCCGUUUUAGAAACGCAAAGACAGCAGUUGAAGAAUGCUAUGGAUACGCUUAAAAUACCGGAGUAUAUAACCGAAGAAUGUUUGACAUUGAGAUGCAAUAGAAUGCAGUCGGAUCUCAUAUACGAUUCACCGCAAGAGGCACUGUUCACUGAAGCAACUUUGAUAGAUAACGUUAAAAGGCUACAAAGCGAAAUGCUAAGAGACAUUGAGAGACAAAUGCAAAUGAACAUAGCAGCAAAAGAGGAGUUAGAAAGGGAUUGGAGCAAUAAAUACAUGGCGUUUAAAUACGAAUCGGAAAACGUAGAUUUGCAGACCAAAUCUGAAAACGUGAAAGAUUCAGCAGGUGCUACAAAACUAGCAGAGGGUCAAUCGAACGUUCCAUCGUGGGAACAAAACACUAUCAAUAUUCUGAACCAGUUCAAAAGCGCUUCUGAUAAAUCUAAAGAAUUGAGAGUUAGAGUCGACGCAACUUUAAUAAACACAUCCAGAGACCUACGAUCACAAGACAUAGCUGUAAACAAAGCGUUAAGCGAAAGGAUAGCUAGAACUGAACAAGCAAAAACAGAACUGGAAAACCAAUUAAAACUAACGCUAGAGAAAAUUGUUGAAACUGAAAACGUACUUGCAACUCUACACGAAGAAAUGCUGAAAGUGUCUCAAAGGAUUCAAGUGGCUCAGACGCGGCUAAACAUCAAAAGUUGUAGGCCGAAUGUUGAGAACUGUAGGGAAGGGUCAUUAAUAAGUCUUAUAGAGGAGGUAAGGGAUUUGAAUGACAGUAUGAGUUUGCUUCAACGAAGGUCUUUGACGACGGAGACUUUGAGGGCUGAUUUGAUUCAAGAACGAUCGAGGCUGGAGAAUGAAAUCACGGUGAAGAAGAAAUCUUUGUUUAUUGACAAUGAGAGGUGUCUGUUUUUGAGAUCGCAUUACCAGACAGCUGAAAAACUGUGCGGUUACUAGAUCAAUAUCAAUAUACAAUAGCUAGUAUUGUGAGUUUUGCUUAAAUAUUUUGUACUUAUAUGCUUAAGUAUCUAUUGUUGUAAUUUAUGCACGAACAUCCGUAAAAUAAAUAUAAGUAUUUGCGUGAAUGUUGUAGAAGAUUAAAAUUAUUCUAUUAGAAUCAUUUGCAUUUAUAAUAAGUACAUUACUAAGAGGCUUCAGUAAGAUUUAAGGUUUGUAAUUUUGUAAGGACUGAAUAAAGCUAAUAAAAGCCCAACAUGAUAAUAGCGUUUCUGCGUUUUCAGAUCGCAAUUAAUAUGAAAUGAAAUGAAAUCGUUUAUUUUUCGACGUAGAAUGUUAGAAUUACUUGUCGAAAGUCAUGAUCUACCACCAUUUCACAAAGGCCCCGUCAUUAAGGAGGAAAGAAAUGGCGAAAGAAACUCCUCGAGCAUCUUUUCAACUUUUUGCUUAAAACUAAUACAAUUUUACUUAUAUCUAGUUAAUAAUACAAUUUUACUCAAGCAUAUCCAUUUCAUUUUUCCAAAUGCCUUAGCUGAGGUGGACAAGACCACGCGUUUUUAUCGUUUAGAUAAUCAUUAAUACUAUAAUAAGCUUUACUACAUAAUGUCGUUUUUACAAAAUUCUUAAAUUUAGUCUCAGUAAGGUUUAGUGUUUCAUUUGA